GUUGGCAUUCAACGCCUUCCGAGGUCCGGAGAUCCAGAGGGUUCGGCGGGCAACAGAAGGAGUGUCGCGAACAGUUCAGUUCCGGUUUCCAUGUACAGGGUCAGAACGGCCACCGGGAUCCCUUCACAGAGGGGGAAGGUGGCGUCGAUGGUGAGCGAGGUGCGCUCAGCUUUCCGGCACACCGGUGCCACCAUCCUCUCGGACGGGAGGAAGUCGCGCAGCGGCAAGCCGCUCGUGAACUUCCUUGCCGGGGGUGCCAACGGUGCCCUGCUGUACGCCACCGUCGCACGUGACGGGUCUGUCCGUGACACUGCGGAUAUCGUGUACCGCAGGUGGCGGGCCAUCAUCUUGUCCUUUCCUGCAAAGGACGUGAUCGGCUUCUGCAUAGAAUCCGCCAGUUACUAUAUGGCGGCGGCGCGCAGAUUCGCCACAGACGAGGACCCUUCCAUCAGGAGGAUCACUUGGCUUCACUGCUCCUCCCAUGUCUGCAACUUGAUAUUGUCAGAUAUCAGAACGCGAGUGGGGUGGGUCAAGGACACUAUCAUCCGGGACCGGUCGGGAGAAGACGUGGAGCCCGAGGUGUGGGGAGCACGACCUGCAGGCAUUGUUCGCGAGCAGGCGAUCCAGCAGCAGGUCGUCGCUUUCCAUGAUAGCCGACUAUCCAGAGCCCGUGCAGUUCAGGACGUGUUCGGCCAGAGGGCGACGGAGCUGCGACCGUGGCCAGAGGCGGUCGGCGACGGUCCAGAUAGUGAUGCAGAUGGCGGCGACCCUUGCGACGAGUGGACCGAUGAUGAUGACGCGCCCGUUAGUGGCGACACGACGACAGAGCGGGUGUACUUCACUUACGGUGGAGGACCUGACGGCAUGGAUUCACACACAUCGGUCAUCACUGAUGAUGUGUCGUCGAUCGGACAGGCCAGUGGCACCGGCAGAGGUGGUGGUCGUCGUGGACGACGUCCGAGUGCGGCCGACGUGUUGGAGCUGGAGCCACGAGGAGGCCUUCGGAUGACGGGCAGGCGUUGGGAGGUUAGGAGCGACAGCGAGCACGAGAGGGAGGCCGAGGAGGAGGAGGUGCCCCGUCAGGAUCGUCGCUACUCUCCCUCCCAUCAUCGGACCACUACACCGCCCGAGGCACUUAGGCCUUCAGAGAGGAUGGCGUCGACAGCAGGGAGAGAGCGGACGUAUGAGAACGAGGAGCGUGAGGGGGAGAGGACUCCUUCGGGCUCUGGUAUCCGCCCCCGCUCGCCGUCGGAGCUCUGUAGAAACGACUUUGACGUCGGACACACAGUGACGAUAUGGACGUGGGUGGCGAUGGCAAGAGCGACACAUCGGGUGACGAGGGACGGGAUGUCGCCGCGGGCGGACGAUCUCCCCCUGGUGGAGGCGGUGGCGACGGCGAGACCGCGGGUGAUGAGGGAUAGGGUGCCGCCGUGUGUGGCGGGGGAGAGGGUGGACCCGGUGGAGAUGGGGAUACCGCAGCUGACGAGGGACAGGGUGCCGACGCGGGUGGUGGGGGAGACGAUGGACCCGACGGAGAUGAUGACGACGACUACGGUCGCGAGGACGAUGCGUAUUGGCUCGCCUUGGUCUUGAGGGACCCCACAGUCCCCCCCCUCCGCCCUGACGAUAGAGCGCACGCUUUAUUUAACG
Molecule: messenger RNA, 1650 nt
Organism: Chara braunii
Lineage: Eukaryota; Viridiplantae; Streptophyta; Charophyceae; Charales; Characeae
Source: the annotation of a GenBank genome assembly